AUGUACAGCCAGCCGAAGACAUGCCAACCACAACAAACCCCGACUUGCCUAUGGGCCUGAAGACUGAAAUUCCUCCUCCCUGUCUCCUCCUACUCCCCGUGUCUCUUCAUGUCUUUCUCCAAGUCUCUCGUUUAUUUCUCGCCAUGUCUCUAUUUGUCCCAUCUCUCCUUCUUGCAGAUCUGUGCAGUCAUCUACAAUUUUAGUUAUUUCUCUAAUUGUUAUAUACAUUCAUUAUAAACAAUACACUUCUGGAAUGCAGGCCCAGUUCAACUAUACUUCACCACACCACUCAUUGGUAGGUAGGGAAGACCUAGGACAGGUUCAGAUUCAGGUAAUCACCACGGAUGUUGGAAGUGAGGUGGAAAUUGAAUUAUUAGUCAAUAAGAGACGGAGACAAAUGUCAUAUUUGUCAUUGUGUUAUUCACAAUGCGACGUAAAAUAUGACAAUUUAAACUUUGUAAUUAGGUUUUUAAGUGUUUCUAUUAUUUUUGUACGUGAUUUGCUUCACAUAAGCCUGCCUCGUGUGUGGUGUGUGUUCAAUUCCCACUCAUUGCCAAUAUCGGUGGAUAUCUGAACUAGUCCUGGAUUCCUCCCCUAGAUCGACACAGCUUUUAAUGGGUACCAGAUGCGAUGUAAACAUCAGCAUUGGGGAGACCAAGGCGGCCAGGCGUGGUGCUUGUCUCACCAUUCCCUCAUAAGUGAUAAUCACUAACAGCACUCGUCGUAGCAGCCUAUGUGGGUGACACAGGGCAUCUUUGUCUUUAUAUUUGUGUGUGUAGGGGAGUCAGGGUUAACAAUGAAGAGAUUUCUUGUUUAGUCAUUUAAUUAACUUCCUUUGCUGAACACGCAUUAUACAGAGAUGGGAGAAACAGGACGAGAGAUACACAGAGACCCAGAUAGAAAGAGACGGAUCGAGGUACACACCAAUCAUAGGCUCACAAGAGCCAGACUAGGGCUCCCAUAGGGUUCGGUGUUAAUCACCCAGGCUCACAGAGCCAGGCUAAAGCUCUCCCACACAACAUGACCCAGAAAGUGCUUAAGAAUUUAAUCAGAGACACGGAUAUUAAUACAUGCCUUCAAUAAACCAUACUUCACCAAAAAUCACCAUUACUUUCACUUACAUUACCAGUGAUGAACACUAUGGGAGCCUCAGGAUGAACACAGGGACACACACAAAGACAAACUGACACAAACCCAUAGAUUCACAAAAGUCCAUAGACUCAAAGAGGCCCAUACACUCGCACAGAAACCCUCCCACACAGCUCUAGGUCACGGGGAGAGAGAUAAGGGAAAAGAGGGUUCAUAAGUGCCAUGUCGUCUCUACACACACACGCUAAAGCUACUGUAUCACGGUUAUUAACACAAUAAUUGUCAACUAAAGUACAAUUAAGGACCUUACGUUUAAGAUAAAAUAUUUGAUUAUACAAGUAUUUGUAUUUGGUUUAAGAUGUUAUCGUGAGUAAAUUUAACACUUUGAGUAGCUAGUGUUGCGUUUGUGAGUUUAAUGUUUUCAUUUGUGGUACCAGGAGUUAAUUUAUCGACCAUUUCAACCAAUCAUCAAUAACGUGAGUACAUCCUUGUAUCCUGUAUACACAUUAACGCGCAUAAACACAGACUUCACAGAGUUACCCCAUAGCCUCGCGCAAACACGUAGAGACCCACAGAUUCACAGCCUCUUGGACACACGAAGAGUCGUACAGACUCGAGCAGAUGUGAGCAGAUGUGACCGUGAUCCAAGAUCACAGCAGGGUGGUUGUUGAGUAUUCGCGUCUCCACGAAUUCUCGCGUCGCCGACUGCGUCGCGUUCGUCUCUGGCGCCUGGGGGCUCCCACAAGCUCCAGGAGACGGCAACGGCCGCAAUACCUCCCAUUGAUCUAUUAUCCCACAGCCAUAUGUUCGCCUUUCUUGAAUGGCCAGGUAUCGCAAUAUUUGGUAUCGUCCCCGAGUCGCUAUCAGGAAUGAAAAUGAGCUUCAUAGCUCAUCGGAUUCUUUCAGUAAAGAUUCUGAUUCUGAAUCAAUUGUGCUUCAUUAACGAGACGCUUACUCGCAAUAUCAAGCCGUCACACAGCAUGAAAUCGCCCAAAACAAUGCAUUUGAAUAUUGAACAAUGUUAUUAACAACUGACGCCCUAACCCAAUUUACAAUGCCAUAUGCAAAUACAGGAAUAUCGCCUCCUGCACAAAGAGAUGCGUUCCUAGGAAAACGUGAAUAUUUACAAUGAAGUGUAAAAAAAUGCAGAUGAUUAUAACUUAACAAUAUAUUAUUUCAACUACUGCUACAAACUACUACUACAAUACAUCAUUAGAUAAACCAUGACCGAGAAACCCGUCACAACUCAGAGUCUCAAUCCUCCGCUCCUCCCACAGAUGCCCACAGAGCCCCGCCCCUCGCGUGCGGGGGAGGGGGGAGGGGCUGCGGGGGUGAGGAAGUCACGUGCCCCCAAGUGCGCGCGCUGCCGUAACCACGGUUACGUGAUGGAACUCAAGGGACACAAGCGCUUCUGCAUGUGGAGAGAUUGCUCUUGCCAGAAGUGCACCCUCAUCGCAGCCAGACAGAGAAUCAUGGCUGCACAGGUGGCUCUCAGGAGACAACAGGCUCAAGAGGAGGAACUGGGCCUUCGGGUCCAGGCGAGGCAGGCCUCACCCGGUGCGCUUGGCCACAACAUGGCGGCCGUCACCCAGUCAGAUUUUCCAAUGGCUUCGCUUUCCCAUAACGCACCGGUUCAUGGGGGUCGUGACCUUUUCGCCGAGGGUGGGACCUACUACGGGGGGGGAUGUCACGGGGACCAACAGCAGUUCCUGCCCCGCCUCGUGAGCCACUUCUACAGUCAUGCGGCGGGGACUGGGCUUGGACUGGUUUCUGGCUCCGUGAUUGGCUCAGGGUCCGCGGUGGGGGCGGGGCCAACAAGGGAGAUUACCCCGCCCACUUUCCUUGCGACGUCAGAGGGCGGAUUCUGGCAGGGUGGUGGUCAUUCCGCUCGCCCCCUCUACGGGGGGGACAGCAGUCGUGGUCACGUGACCAAUUAUCCGGACAGCAGCAACAACAGCUCAAAAGGGGCAGCGUCUGGACCACAAGGGGUGGGGCUUGGGCCGGAAGAGGUGGGGCUUGGCAUAGAGCGGGUGGGGCUUGGGGCGGAAGGAGAGGAGUUUGUGCCUGACCUCGGCCUCCGCGAUGGAGAGGACCAGGGAAAGGGGCGCGGGCAACAACUCGGCAACUAGCAAAUCAAAUAUUCUUUGGGUCUUUCAGUAAAGUCACGUAGAUAGGUUCAAAAUUAAUGAAAUAAAGAAAUAUAUUAAUUUUGAACCUAUCUACGUGACUUUACCAAAAGACCCACAGAAUAUGAAUUCCUGCAGUCACGAAAGCUUUAAGUCAAGAGCAAAUAAAAUGUUUCGGUUCGUCACCACAUUGAGCAUGGUCUAUCCACUGCUGGAUGAACAGUUUAACCAAAAUCUGCAAAUGAUAUGGAAAUUAUAUGCAAAUGUAAUUCACAGCAUAGUAUAUAUGUAAAUGAUUUGUAUAUGAUGUACAACGUAUGCGCAAAUUAUAUGCAAAUGAGAUGCUUGUUUCUUCAUCAUGGUCUAUCCACUCCUGGAUGAAAUGUUUCAGCAAACAAGAUGCUACUUUCGUCCUAUAAUUUUUUUCUUGCGAAUAUGUUCAGGAGAUAAAUACCAAUAUUGAAGUCCAUUGGCCACGAGGGGUUCAGGAAAGUGUUUGUGUGCAGACUACAAGGGUUUACUAUAUUGUCCAUAAUGGUAGUUGCAUGGCCACAAUCACAUUGUCAAGGAGAUGUGUAAAUUGAUCUGUUGAUGCAAUUGAUGGUACACAGGUGACUGAGGAAUGUCACGGCCCUGAGGUGUAAUGUUUGGGUCUCAAAUGAGGUGUUUAUUCUGGACAGCCACUUUCCACUCUGUUCACCAGCAUUAUUCCAGAAAUAGGUGAGAUUCUAGGAUAGUAACAGCAUGAUCUCAGAAGGGGGAUCGGAACUUGAGUGGUAGCGAGGUACAUUUUUGGGUCUUGGUUGAUGCUUAGGUUGUCGUUGGCAAGAAAAUGUGUAACCUACCUCUGCGGAUAUGCGGUGGCAGAAUGUAUGUAUGUAUAUUGAACUUAUUUCGCACCGUAUGUAACCAGCUGUGGCAAUCGUAGGUGCGGGAUGUUUGCCAGAACUGGGAGCCAAGGGAUUGGUGGCAGUUUAGGUGUUUGGGUUAUGAUGCGCAUAACGAUAUUUAAUUGUGCAUCUAGCAGUUUUGUGUACGAGCUCCCGAAUCAGGCUGGAGCGCAGUACUCUGCCACUGACGUCAAGUUUCUGGAGCAGGAUGAUUCUUGAAUGUUUUUAGAGAUGUGUUUUUUGUGGGACUUAAAGAUCAGGCGUAUAUCCAUGAUAACCACUAUAUAACUUGGAAUAGCGCUCAGGGUUAUUUGCAGAAGGGUUAUUUUCAAACGGCUUAUUUGCACAUCAAGGGUGGAAUUUGCUGUAUGAUUGUUGAGGUGGAAAGUGCUUGUGGUUUCAGAGGAAUAUUGUUGGAGUCUGUGGUGAUGGAAAUAUGCUUCCAAUAAGAUUUGAUCAGCUAUUCCUAUAAUUUGCACCUCUAUCGUUUUUUGUAUUAUUGUUGUAACUUUUUGAACUGCCCCUACUGGAUUUCUCGAGGAUGAAUACAGAUUCCGAUUCUGUUCGAGUAUUGGCAAUAUUCUCGAGGUUUGUGCCCUGUGCAAGCAAGGACUAUGUGGUCUGCAUAUAUAUAUAUUUGUGUGAAGAAGUGUGUGGCAGGUCACAUGUUAAUAAUGAUGGUGCUACUAUCGAACCUUGCGUGAAACCAUUUAUAAUUCACUUGCGGCUGUGUUUACCAAUGAGAUGUACCCUGAAAGUAUGGUUGCUGGGGAUGAUCGUGUUGAUUCGGUGUACAGUAGAAUGGGAUCUGAUGAUUUUGGCCCACUUUAACAGCAGGUCAUGAUGCCAAACUGUGUCAUAAGCGGCAGAGCAGUCAAUCAUUGCUGUGCUGGUUUUCUGUUGAUGCUGGAACUAGCUCAUAUAAGGGUGGUGAAGGCAACAUUUUUUUACAGCAGCUAUGGCCAGUUUGAAUAUGGCUGGUUUUCGAGACAGUUGGGAGUCGAUAAUGGGUAAAAGUCAGCUUGGAGGUGGAGCACAAGAACGAUAUUGGCCUAUAGCUGUGUGGGUGAGUAUUUCUGGGUUUAGAAUGGCAAUGACUCUGCGUUGCUUCUAUGCCAUCGGGGGUUUGCCUGGCCUGUGUAUGACGUUGAAGAGCUUUGCAAGCCAUUGUCCAUAUAAUCUCAUGUUCUUUAGGAACUCAGGACAGAGUAUCUGUGGUAGUUGACUUUAGGUGAUUGUGAAUUGUUUUCAGACAACUUGUUUGGUGAGCUUGUAUAUUGGUGCUUAUGAGCAGGACAGCAUAUGGGAAGUGACAGCAUUUGCUGUAGUUGUCUGAGGUCUAUGCUCUGUUAUUUUUUAGGCACCUAGGUUGCAGUGGAGCUGCCAAGCUUGAUAGCCGGAGUAAGUGAUGUCCAAAUCUGCAGUUACAUCUUCCCAAUGUUUUCUUUGUGCAAAUGUUAUGGACUCCGAAAAGUGGAGUGUCCUUGGUUACUAGUUCUGACGAAUCAUUUUAAGACUUAUGUUUCUGCUUGCCAAUGUGAUAUGUUUUUAGAUACCCCUCAAGAUAUUGUUUUUUAAUGGCAGAUGUCAGAAUGUUACUGAAUUAAUUGAUUCAGGCUUUGGCUUCAGGCUUCAAUUUAUUUUUCGUAGCCAGGCCAGUUGGCCUUCUGAAUAUUCCAACGUGGCCUUGAUUUUGAUAUUAUGUCCGGUAUCAGUCAUCCAAUGUGCGUUACUGCCUAUCUGUGUUGGCUCUUUGGAAAAUUGCCUCUAAUUGUUUUCGAUGUAAUUAGUGGCUGUCCAUUUUUUGUCAUUUGAGAUGAAGCAUAAGUCUGGGUUAGAGACCACUUUCCAUCGGGCUGAAUGAAAUGUGCCCAGCUGUUUAGGGUUAUAUAUAAAGAAUGUGUCUUGUGCCGAUGACCAUUCCUCAAGUUUCUCUCCUGCUGUGUCAUUUUGUGAGUAGCCCCAUUGUGUGUGGUGGCGAUGCUAUUUUCCCUCCUAGCAAGUCACGUUUAGGUCUUGGAAUUUAUUCAAAGGCCUCGUCUGGUGGACAUUUGGCCCUUAGCUGGGCCUUUUAUUGGCAUUAGCUCUAUUGAUCAUAUCUGGAUUCAAAUUAAUGACGUUCAUUUUGUCCAGAUGACAGUAUUAGUUGUGUUAACAUCCCCACCCCCUCCCUGUAACAUAAUAUGCAAAUGUGAUGAAAACUAGAUGCUAAUUUCAAUAACUGUCAUGGUCUAUUCACUGCUGGAUAAAAUGUUAAAGCAAAUGAGAUGCAAAUAACAUGAAAUUAUAUGCAAAAUACAAUUAUUGCAUUUCAAUUAUGGUAUCCACUGCUAGAUGGAGAUCAAUAUGAUAAAGUUUCUAACUUGUGUAAUUCUAAUAUCAAUGUUAUUUUAUUGGUUAGGAAUAAAAAUGUCUUCUAAACUUAAUAUAUCAUUUAACAUAAUCUAAGAGUUUUAAACAGUUAUUAAUAUUCCAAAUAGACAUAUUAAUUCAUCGAUAUGGUUAAUGUUUUAUAAUUUGUAAGUAUGAUUGGGUUGUGCAUUCAUUGUGUUGAAAAAAUUAACACAUAGGUUAACAUUUUUACAUAUGGUCACUCACCGACCCACUCGGGAAUCGAACCCGGUAAAUAUCAUGGUCGUUGUCGAUUCCUCUUGGCGCGAUCCAUACCAGCAUUGUUAAUAUUCAAUUCGAUAGAGCGUGAUCGGGACCAGAAUCGAUUCCACACACCUGUGAUGAC
This is a messenger RNA of Lethenteron reissneri (Far Eastern brook lamprey), 6842 nucleotides long. Its product is annotated as doublesex- and mab-3-related transcription factor 1-like. Gene Ontology annotation, cellular component: nucleus. The record is from RefSeq and is a predicted model, not a curated record. Lineage: Eukaryota; Metazoa; Chordata; Hyperoartia; Petromyzontiformes; Petromyzontidae. Gene Ontology annotation, molecular function: DNA-binding transcription factor activity, RNA polymerase II-specific; RNA polymerase II cis-regulatory region sequence-specific DNA binding. Gene Ontology annotation, biological process: sex differentiation; regulation of transcription by RNA polymerase II.